AUGAUGUAUACACAAGUUUUGAUGAUAGUUGUGGCGAUAUGGUUUGCGCCUAUAAUUUAUGGUCAAGAAGCCGAGGCACCAGCGACUGGUGAUGUAGCCGACGCACCUGGAACUGACUCAUUCAAAAAUGGUGGUUGGUAUGAAGACGCAAGAGCCACAUAUUACGGUGACAUGCAGGGUGGAGAAACCCGACAGGGAGCUUGUGGAUAUACUGAUACAUUCAGACAGGGCUAUGGUCUAUACACGACGGCGUUGAGCACGCCGCUCUUCAACGACGGUUACACUUGUGGGGCUUGUUACGAGAUCAUGUGUGCGAAUACUCCACAAGCGUGUUUGCCCGGAUCCAUCAAAGUCACGGCUACAAAUUCAUGUCCACCAGGCUCAACCGGCGGUUGGUGCGACCCACCACAAAAACAUUUUGAUCUCACCCUACCAAUGUUCAUCAAGAUCGCCAAGCAAAUAGCCGGGGUUGUUCCGGUUAGAUACAGACGUAUUCCUUGUGUGAAAAGAGGUGGUGUCAGGUUCGAAACAACCGGAAACCCUAAUUUCUUGAUGAUCUUGCCGUACAACGUAGGAGGAGCCGGAGAUAUAAAGGCCGUGCAGAUUAAAGGAAACAAGACCGGAUGGAUGGCAAUGAGCAAGAACUGGGGACAGCACUGGACCACCAAUGUUAUGUUGACUGGACAACAAUUAUCAUUCAGGGUUACGACCAGUGAUGGGGUUACUAAGGAUUUCAUUAACGUGGCACCCAAGACUUGGGGAUUUGGCCAGACUUUUAAUGGAAGGAUUAACUUUUAG
Molecule: messenger RNA, 798 nt
Organism: Microthlaspi erraticum
Lineage: Eukaryota; Viridiplantae; Streptophyta; Magnoliopsida; Brassicales; Brassicaceae
Source: the annotation of a GenBank genome assembly